AUGGCUGGAGAAAAUGUAAAGACCUGCCGUCAGACGACUGCCAGCGUCACCUCGACCGCGGGUGGGAAAGAUGUCGCCAUAGAGGAGACAAUGGUGACGGCGCUGUAUGAUGAACGGAAUAUGAGCUUGGUUGAGGACUUCCUGUUUUGGAAAAAAGCCAUUGCUUUCUCCUUCUUCAUCUCGCUCGCUGUCAUCAUGGAGGGCUAUGAUACUUCGUUGAUGAAUAACUUCUUUCCCUUUCCGGCAUUCAAGAACAAGUUCGGCGACGAGGUCGACCCCGACGGUGGCAGACUGGUCUCUGCUCGUUGGCAGACCAUCAUACUGAACGGCACCCAAGUCGGCUGCAUCAUUGGGCUGGCCAUCAAUGGUUAUCUCUCUGAAUGGCUCGGAUACAAGAAGACCAUGGUCGCCACAAUGAUGGCCAUGGUGGCCGCAAUCUUCAUUCCCUUUUUUUCCACGAGCCUGGACAUGUACCUCAUUGGAGGUAUCAUCCAGGGCCUCCCGUGGGGCGUUUUCCAGACCUUGGCAGUUUCCUACGCUGCCGAUCUGUGUCCGACUCAUCUUCGAGCAUACAUGACUUCGUGGGUCAACAUCUGCUGGGUAGUUGGCGGACUAUUGUCCACUGGCAUUCUUCGUGGGCUGCUCAACAUUGAUAGUGAGUGGGGAUACCGGAUCCCGUUUGCACUGCAAUGGCUGUGGCCUAUUCCAGUCACCAUUGCCACUCUCAUGUGCCCAGAAUCGCCAUGGUGGCUCGUCCGCAAAGGCCGGAUCGACGAGGCCAAAGCUGCGAUUCGCAUGCUUACUAGUCCCAGACCCGGCAGCAUGGACUUUGACGUUGACUCGCACGUUGAGAUGAUGAUUGUUACAGACAAGUUUGAGAGACAGGCACAGGCCGGUACAAACUACUGGCACUGUUUUCAAAAGAGCGACUUGCGACGGACCGAGAUUGCCGCCAUGGUCUGCAUCACCCAAGCCUUCUGCGGUGUCCCAUUUAUGGGAUACGGCGUUCAGUUCAUGGUGAGGGCUGGGCUCGAUACCAACAGCGCGUUCAACCUCAAUGUCGUCCAGAGCUGCGUCGGCUUGAUUGGCUGCAUCCUAGCUUGGUGGCUCAUGACGUACUUUGGACGUCGCUUUCUAUACCUGUCGGGCUUGUCCUCGAUGUUUGUCAUCCUCAUGGCUAUUGGAUUCCUGGGCCUCGCCCCUGACAGCAACGCUGGGACUAGCUGGGCAGUCGGCGCCCUCAUUAUUUUUAUGCUCUUUUUAUUUCAGCUUUCUUUGGGUCCUAUUUGCUAUGCCGUCUUUGCUGAGAUAGCCAGCACCCGUCUGCGGAUCAAGACCGUGGUGAUUGCCCGGGCAAGCUACAACAGCGCCGUGUUUGUCAACAACGCCAUCAUGCCCAGGAUUGUGGGCAGAAACGACUGGGACUGGGGCGCCAAGGGUGGUUUCUUCUGGGCGGGUAUUGACCUGCUGUUCCUGUUUUGGACAUGGUUUCGACUGCCCGAGUCCCGAGGUUUGACAUACGCCGAGCUGGACCUUUUGUUUGAGCACGAGGUUCCUGCUCGGCAUUUCUCCCAGGAGAGAGCCGAUAUGCUCAAGCCAGCAUUGGAUGAGAUUGCUGCCAAGGAGAAAAGACAUUCGAGGAUCCAAACGGUAGAAAUUACAAUUUAA
Messenger RNA from Pestalotiopsis fici W106-1, 1668 nucleotides. RefSeq lists its product as uncharacterized. NCBI's taxonomy places the organism in Eukaryota, Fungi, Ascomycota, Sordariomycetes, Amphisphaeriales, Sporocadaceae. The transcript has 5 exons. The record is from RefSeq and is a predicted model, not a curated record. The coding region runs from base 1 to 1668 and encodes 555 amino acids. Gene Ontology annotation, cellular component: membrane. Gene Ontology annotation, molecular function: carbohydrate:proton symporter activity. Gene Ontology annotation, biological process: transmembrane transport; carbohydrate transport.